AUGCUGGACUUGGCGAUACGGAAGCUUUUCACGAAGCUCCAUGUCUCCGGCGAGGUCAAGAAGCACCAGCAGAGACGAACGGACAGCAAAAAGCGCCGAAAUUGCUUCCCCGACAAUGUUUGGUAAGCAAGUUUCUUAUCGCAAUAGAAAUGAGCUGAUCGGCAAUCUCCAGUUUCAAGUCAAUCAAUCGGUUUCAACAAAUUCCCGUAUUGUAUAUGGUUGACCUUUUUUUAAGAAUGAUGAAAAUGAUUAGGAAGCUCAAACUUUGGAGCUUUUGAAGUUAGGAUCUCGCACGUUAUCAAUAAAUCAAAAUUAUUUAUUUAUUUUUAUUCAACUUUUGAAGCUCGGAUGCGUAAGAAUAUUUUAUAAUCAAGUUAAGAGCAAGAAAAAAGGGAUAAAGUUCGCAAAAAAAGCAAGAGGCCACUUUUUCUAUUUACCAAACAAGUUUUUCUUUGUAAAUAAGGGAAUCCAAUAAAAACGAGAAGAAAAAUUAAUACGAUUGUUAAAACUAGCAUGUAUCGAUCGGUAAGUAUUUGAGAGAGAUGUUUUUUUCCUAAAACCAGCUCCCGAAAAUUGAGUUAUCUCAUCAACAGUAAAAUAUAAUGACGUUUUUUUGUUGAAGAAGUUCUUUGAAAAAGUUCUGAAAAAUAUCUCUAAAAAAAGUUAUGUCAUCUGCAGAGACACCGCUAUCUAAAAAUAGCAACUCGUGGGGUGGUCGAUCAUUGAAUAUUUGGAAAAGUUGUUGAUUUGCUAAAAAUAUCGAGAAAGAUAGGAUGGGUCAUCUUCAAAGGUGACGCUAAAAAUAGACCUCUGCAGUAUUUCUCGAACACAGUUUACGAUCUCAGUUCAUCGCUUUCCUUAUCAAAACGUGUCCCGAAUUCCAGCAGAGAGACUUUACAGCUAAAGUUACGAACACUAAUUCCAGGAGCAAAAUCCUCGAUGAGCUGUCCCCUUUCGAACAAGCAAGGAUGCGUGCCGUCAACACCAAGCUUCGGAAUCUGGUCGACGAACGACGUCGUCGGAUUCUCUACCUCGACGUGCUGCGGAUGGACGUCGGCCAGCUUCUGGCUCCUGCCGUCGCCGACGACGGAGAGUUCUUCCGUCAUCCCGCAGGACGACUAGUCCUCCACAUCGAGUCGCGCUCCGCUCUCAUCGUCGUUGACGCUCAUUGGACGACUCGCGACGCCGUCCGAACUCUCGGAGCCGUCCGACACUUUGGCGCCUUCGCUCGCACCGUCACUCUUGACGCCUCCGUCGCCGAACUUUGCGUCGCCGGCCAGAUCACCAACGACAUUGCUCAUUGGUUCGUCUUCCAAGCCGCCGCCGGCACUUCGGAUCCAGUUUGUCCUUCGCAGGUUGGUUGUGCUCAGAAAGAUCAACUGAUCAGAGCGAAAAGUUGGACUCUGAUCAGGUCGCUGUAAAGGUCAAUAAGAGCUCGAGCCGGGGUGCAGCUGUUUGUGGCCUUUCUCACUGAUUUCUCUUGUGGUGUUAUUUUUGGUAUAUCUCAGGAUCAUGAGUUCAAAUAACUUCGGAGGAAAAGUUUAGGACAGGAGCGAAAAAUCAUCGCUGUUUUCAAAAUGAAUUUCCUUCAAGGCUAUUGAUGAGAAGAUUGAGAGUCAGUAUAUUUUCAGAUGCCAAGUUGGAUUCCUGAUAAAUCGAGAAUCCGUGCCGUCCGUGCCGUAGAAGAAGAUCACGUCGCGGCGCUCAGAGAAUGGAAUCCCAGAACUCAAGUUCUUCCUUUCGGACCCCUCUUCCCUUACGCCAAGGAGGUUCGUUUCAACUUCCAUAUCGAAAAAUGAAUAAAUGAAGUGUUGAAAAAAACCACACAAGAACCAAAAAAUAAAUAAAUACUCACAAAUAAGCAAACAGAUUUUCAAUAUCCGGUUCGACGCAUUAUUUCUAUUUAUCUUCUCUGUAAGCGUAGCUCCUUAAAAAAAUAAGUUUGAUCUCACUUGGGACCUCAAAAAUACAAACUUUUUCUGAAAUAUUGGAUUACGGAACGAAAAUGACCCGUUCUUACACAAAAACCGCUUGCCGAGGUUCAAGUUUCUCGACAAGGUUCAAGUUAACAACAGGAUUUUAAUGAGAAAUUCCACAUUUUAGUGUAUUUCGCCACUUUUUGUAACCUUUUUUGAUAAGGUUUUAGAUUAUCACAAAAUGCUGGAAGAAACAAAAAAAUGAAAGUUACUUAUAGGAAUAUUCCAAAGUGUAUUAUUUUCAUUAUUUUUAGUUUGCGAGUUGUUCAAAAAGGCUUCGGGAAAUUCUUUUGAACUUUGCCCAUUCGAUUUUUAUCCGUUAGGUUGAGAUAUAAUUACAAAAAAUUCUUCCCUCACGAUAUUUGGACAAUAAUUCAGCUCAAAUAUUUUGUUCUUUUCAGUUGACGCUUCGGUCUUCAAUACCACAACUGCGUCGUCUGAGACGAUUCUUCGUCUACAGGUGCCCUCCGAAAUACCUGUUCGAUCCUUGCGCGCUGAACCUCUUGCGCGUGACGAUCAGCAACGGCGCAGGCCGACGGAAACAGUCGCCGACCUCUCUGAAACUGCGACCCUUCUAUCGCUGGGCCAACACCGCCAAGCUCGGACCGCGAUUCGCCGUACAGUUCUCUUAG
Molecule: messenger RNA, 2608 nt
Organism: Caenorhabditis auriculariae
Lineage: Eukaryota; Metazoa; Nematoda; Chromadorea; Rhabditida; Rhabditidae
Source: the annotation of a GenBank genome assembly